AUGCGAAAAUUGGAAUGGGACGACAUGGGAGUGAAGGUUGAUGGUCGGCAGCUACACCAUUUGCGCUUUGCUGAUGACAUCGUACUGAUAACACCUAGCAUCAGCCAAGCGGAACGAAUGCUGACCGAAUUCGACGAAACAUGUGGAUGCAUCGGUCUUCAGUUGAAUCUACAAAAUACGAUGUUCAUGCGGAACGGAUUGGUCUCGGAUGCCCCAUUCACGCUCAACGGAACGAACAUAUCCGAAUGCACCAGCUACGUUUAUCUGGGUCGGGAACUGAACAUGAUGAACGACCUGACUCCCGAGCUGGGCAGGAGGAGACGAGCGGCUUGGGGAGCGUACAAGAGCAUCGAGGAUGUAGUGAAGAAGACCAGGAACACCCGGCUCCGUGCUCACCUCUUCAACACCACCGUACUUCCUGCUUUGACCUAUGCUUCGGAAACUUGGGCAUUUCGCAAGCAGGAAGAAAACGCGGUGAGCGUCAUUGAACGCGCAAUUGAGAGAGUGAUGCUAGUAGAAUCCCGUUUCACGCAAGUGAGGGACCUGAUUCAAAGUUCUCUCCUACGUCAGCGAUCGAAGAUUAGAGACGCCGCCGCGUUUGCCAAGGAAAGUAAAAUAAGGUGGGCCGGACACGUGAUGCGCUUUGAUGACAACUGA
This is a messenger RNA of Necator americanus (New World hookworm), 657 nucleotides long. RefSeq lists its product as uncharacterized. Bases 1 to 657 code for a protein of 218 amino acids. The transcript has a single exon. The record is from RefSeq and is a predicted model, not a curated record. Lineage: Eukaryota; Metazoa; Nematoda; Chromadorea; Rhabditida; Ancylostomatidae.